Messenger RNA from Humulus lupulus (European hop), 3633 nucleotides. RefSeq lists its product as uncharacterized. Gene Ontology annotation, cellular component: mitochondrion; oxoglutarate dehydrogenase complex. Bases 206 to 3268 code for a protein of 1020 amino acids. Gene Ontology annotation, biological process: tricarboxylic acid cycle. Gene Ontology annotation, molecular function: thiamine pyrophosphate binding; oxoglutarate dehydrogenase (succinyl-transferring) activity. The record is from RefSeq and is a predicted model, not a curated record. NCBI's taxonomy places the organism in Eukaryota, Viridiplantae, Streptophyta, Magnoliopsida, Rosales, Cannabaceae. The transcript is spliced from 9 exons.
AGGCAAAAAAUAAUAAAAAAAGAGAAGGGUUCCAGCAGAAGUGGGGGAAAGAAUAAACGCCACCAAGCACCAACGAAGACUGAAAAAGGAGAAACCAAAUCAAAUCCCUUCUUCUGCGAUUAGGGUUUCUAACCUCGUCCAAUUUCACUUACAGGAUCUCUUUUUAGCAAAAGGAAUAUAUAGAUGUUUUGUAGCUGAUCGAUAUAUGGGGUGGUUUAGAGCUGGGUCUAGUUUGGCAAAGCUUGCCAUUAAAAGAACCAUCUCGCAGGGUGGUUCAUAUGUCGCAAGAGCACGAGUUGUUCCCUCCCAGAGUCGUUAUUUUCAUACCACAGUCUUUAAGCCUAAGGCUCAGGCUGCACCCGUACCUCGUCCUGUACCGCUGUCUAGGUUAACAGAUAGCUUCUUAGAUGGAACUAGCAGUGUCUAUUUGGAAGAGCUCCAAAGGGCGUGGGAAGCCGACCCGAAUAGUGUGGAUGAGUCGUGGGACAACUUCUUUAAAAAUUUUGUGGGUCAGGCAGCCACCUCCCCUGGAAUUUCAGGCCAAACAAUUCAAGAGAGUAUGCGAUUGCUGUUGCUUGUGAGGGCUUAUCAAGUAAAUGGACACAUGAAAGCCAAGUUGGAUCCUCUGGGUCUGGAACAACGGGAAAUCCCAAGUGAUCUGGACCCUGCUCUUUAUGGUUUCUCAGAAGCUGAUCUUGAUAGAGAGUUCUUUUUAGGGGUGUGGAAGAUGGCUGGGUUUUUGUCUGAGAAUCGUCCAGUACAAACGCUUAGAUCCAUUCUGACCAGGCUUGAGCAGGCUUACUGUGGGACCAUUGGAUUCGAGUACAUGCACAUUGCUGAUCGUGAAAAGUGUAACUGGUUGAGAGAUAAGAUUGAAACUCCAACCCAGAUGCAAUACAAUCGGCAGCGGCGUGAAGUUAUUCUAGAUAGACUUAUAUGGAGUACACAGUUUGAGAAUUUCUUGGCCACUAAGUGGACAACAGCAAAGAGAUUUGGGCUUGAAGGUGCAGAGACUUUGAUUCCUGGUAUGAAGGAGAUGUUUGACAGAGCAGCAGAUCUUGGGGUUGAGAGCAUUGUUAUGGGAAUGUCUCAUAGAGGAAGACUUAAUGUAUUGGGUAAUGUUGUUCGAAAGCCUCUUCGUCAAAUAUUUAGUGAAUUUAGUGGUGGCAUAAAGCCUGUCGAUGAGGUUGGGCUUUACACAGGAACUGGUGAUGUUAAGUAUCACUUGGGAACUUCUUAUGAUCGACCAACUAGAGGUGGGAAAAGAAUUCAUUUGUCUUUGGUUGCAAAUCCAAGUCACUUAGAAGCUGCGGACCCAGUUGUUGUUGGAAAAACUAGAGCAAAACAGUAUUACUCAAAUGAUGUUGACAGAACCAAGAACAUGGGUGUGUUGAUUCAUGGUGAUGGUAGUUUUGCUGGACAAGGUGUUGUCUACGAAACACUUCAUCUCAGUGCCCUUCCAAAUUACACCACUGGUGGGACCAUUCAUCUUGUAAUAAACAACCAAGUUGCCUUUACAACCGAUCCAAUGUCUGGCAGAUCUUCACAGUACUGCACUGAUGUUGCAAAGGCCCUGGAUGCUCCUAUAUUUCAUGUAAAUGGCGAUGACAUGGAAGCAGUUGUACAUGUUUGUGAGCUUGCAGCAGAGUGGCGCCAGACUUUCCAUUCUGAUGUUGUUGUUGAUUUAGUCUGUUACAGAAGGUUUGGGCAUAAUGAGAUUGAUGAACCGUCUUUCACUCAGCCCAAAAUGUACAAGGUUAUUAGGAGCCAUCCCACAGCUCUCCAGAUCUACCAAAAUAAGCUGUUAGAAUCUGGGCAAGUGAACAAAGAAGACAUUGAUAAGGUAUUUCAGAAAGUUACUUCAAUUCUUAAUGAAGAAUUCUUGGCCAGCAAAGAUUAUAUUCCACAAAGAAGAGACUGGCUCUCAUCCCAUUGGUCUGGAUUUAAGUCUCCUGAGCAGAUUUCACGUAUAAAAAACACUGGGGUAAAACCAGAGAUUUUGAAGAAUGUUGGGAAGGCAAUCACAUUACUUCCAGAAAAUUUUAAGCCUCACAGAGCAGUGAAGAAAGUUUAUGAACUGCGUCAACAAAUGAUUGAAACAGGUGAAGGCAUUGAUUGGGCAGUUGCUGAAGCACUUGCCUUUGCUACAUUGAUAGUGGAAGGUAACCAUGUUCGAUUGAGUGGUCAGGAUGUUGAAAGAGGCACCUUCAGUCAUCGGCAUUCUGUAGUUCAUGAUCAGGAAACAGGAGAGAAGUAUUGCCCUCUGGAUCAUGUUGUUAUGAAUCAAGAUGAGGAAAGGUUUACAGUGAGCAACAGUUCACUUUCAGAGUUUGGUGUUCUUGGAUUCGAGCUGGGUUACUCCAUGGAAAAUCCGAACUCAUUGGUUCUCUGGGAAGCACAGUUCGGUGAUUUUGCCAAUGGGGCUCAAGUUAUAUUUGAUCAGUUUGUGAGCAGUGGAGAGGCUAAGUGGUUACGUCAGACUGGGCUUGUAGUGCUGCUUCCUCAUGGUUAUGAUGGCCAGGGACCUGAACAUUCUAGUGCAAGAUUAGAGCGGUAUCUUCAGAUGAGUGAUGACAAUCCUUACGUUAUUCCUGAGAUGGAUUCAACCGUUCGGAAGCAAAUUCAGGAAUGCAAUUGGCAGGUUGUCAAUUGUACUACUCCUGCUAAUUACUUCCAUGUUUUGCGGCGUCAGAUACACAGAGAAUUUAGGAAGCCUCUUAUUGUGAUGGCUCCUAAAAACCUGCUCAGACACAAGGACUGCAGGUCAAAUUUAUCUGAAUUUGAUGAUGUCCAAGGACACCCAGGUUUUGACAAACAGGGAACCCGGUUUAAGCGUCUUAUAAAGGACCAGAAUGAUCACUCUGACCUUGAGGAGGGCAUUAGACGAUUAGUACUUUGCUCUGGAAAGGUUUAUUACGAGCUUGAUGAAGAGCGCAAAAAGAAGAGUGCAUCUGAUGUUGCAAUAUGUAGGGUGGAACAGCUUUGCCCCUUCCCAUAUGAUCUUGUGCAGCGAGAACUGAAGCGAUAUCCAAAUGCUGAGAUCGUGUGGUGCCAGGAAGAGCCAAUGAACAUGGGGGCAUACUAUUACAUUGCGCCUCGGCUCUACACAGCCAUGAAGGCACUGAACAGAGGCACUGUAGAGGACAUAAAAUAUGUGGGUCGUGCUCCGUCAGCUUCUACUGCCACCGGUUUCUAUUCAGUUCAUGUCAAAGAACAAACCGAGCUUGUGCAGAAAGCUGUGCAGCCUGAACCAAUUCAGUUUCCCUGAGCAAUCAAAAAAAAAAAAAAAAAAUCCGAAUAAGAAAAUGAACAGUUUGAUAUUUUGAAGUUGGCCUCCCGCCAAAAUCUCUUCUUUGGAUUUGGGAUGGUGGUUGUUUUUUUGGUUUAAGGUCAUAUACUUGCAGACUUAUAGUCGGAUGACUUUGGUGUUUCAUUCAUUCGGACUACAGAGGUGAAUAGCAUCUUGGAAAAUUGAGUUAUAGAUAUAUGUUGUUACUUCCAUUUUCCCUUGACGGCACUAAGUGUUCAAGAAAUGUAAUAAUGCCACUUAUAGAAACUAGAAACGCGAUUGGGGAUAUAUUCUCUUCUUUUUUAGUUUUUAUUUUAUUUUAUUUCAAUUGCUUCAUUAUAUUA